Molecule: messenger RNA, 14909 nt
Organism: Empidonax traillii (willow flycatcher)
Lineage: Eukaryota; Metazoa; Chordata; Aves; Passeriformes; Tyrannidae
Gene: HERC1
Product: HECT and RLD domain containing E3 ubiquitin protein ligase family member 1
Exons: 78
Coding region: 121-14766 (4881 amino acids)
Molecular function (GO): ubiquitin-protein transferase activity; protein binding
Source: RefSeq, a predicted model, not a curated record
CUGAACAGGCCAGUCCGAGCAGGGCUUUCCUUGGACCAGGAGAACAUGAGGGAACGGGCUGAGCUGGAACACAACCCGUGCUGCCCAUCCUCAGGACUAAUGGCAAAGGAGUGACCCAGCAUGGCAGCUAUGGUGCCACCAGUGAAGCUGAAAUGGCUCGAGCAUCUCAACAGCUCCUGGAUCACCGAGGACAGCGAAUCUAUCGCCACGAGGGAGGGAGUGUCCGUCCUGUACGCCAAGUUAGUGAGCAAUAAAGAAGUAGUGCCAUUGCCCCAGCAGGUUCUGUGCCUCAAAGGACCUCAGUUACCGGAUUUCGAGCGGGAAUCUCUGUCUAGUGAUGAACAGGACCACUACCUGGACGCCCUUCUUAGCAGCCAGCUGGCUCUGGCCAAGAUGGUGUGCUCGGACUCCCCGUUUGCCGGGGCGCUGCGCAAGCGUCUCCUGGUGCUGCAGCGCGUCUUCUACGCGCUUUCCAACAAGUACCACGACAAGGGCAAGGUGAAGCAGCAGCAGCACUCCCCGGAGAGCAGCUCUGGCUCCACGGACGUGCACUCGGUCAGCGAGCGGCCCAGGUCGAGCACGGACGCGCUCAUCGAGAUGGGGGUGCGGACCGGGCUGAGCCUGCUCUUCGCUCUGCUGCGCCAGAGCUGGAUGAUGCCGGCGGCGGGGCCCGGCCUCAGCCUCUGCAACGACGUCAUCCACACCGCCAUAGAGGUGGUCAGCUCCCUGCCGCCCCUGUCUCUCGCCAACGAGAGCAAGAUCCCCCCCAUGGGUUUGGACUGUUUGGCACAAGUCACGACGUUUCUGAAAGGAGUCACCAUCCCCAACUCCGGGGCGGAUACUUUAGGCCGGAGAUUGGCGUCGGAGCUGCUGCUCGGUCUGGCUGCCCAACGAGGUGCCUUGAGAUACCUUCUGGAGUGGAUAGAGAUGGCUCUCGGUGCUUCAGCUGUGGUGAACACCAUGGAGAAGAGCAAACUGCUGCAGAGUCCCGAGGGGAUGAUCAGCUUUGACUGCUUCAUGAGUAUAUUGACCCAGAUGCGACGCUCUCUGGGCUCGUCUGCCGACCGGAGUCAAUGGAGGGAGCCAACCAGGACGUCUGAUGGCUUGUGCUCCCUGUAUGAAGCAGCUCUGUGUUUGUUUGAGGAGGUGUGCCGAAUGGCCUCAGACUAUUCCAGGACAUGUGCCAGCCCUGACAGCAUCCAGACUGGGGAUGCCCCCAUCGUGUCUGAGACCUGUGAGGUGUAUGUCUGGGGCAGUAACAGCAGCCAUCAGCUGGUGGAAGGAACUCAAGAGAAGAUACUUCAGCCCAAGCUCGCUCCAAGCUUUUCUGAUGCACAGACGAUUGAAGCUGGACAAUAUUGUACCUUUGUCAUUUCUACGGAUGGCUCUGUCCGAGCCUGUGGGAAAGGCAGCUAUGGCAGACUCGGACUGGGUGACUCCAAUAAUCAGUCCACACUGAAAAAACUGACUUUUGAGCCUCACAGGUCUAUCAAAAAGGUGUCAUCUUCAAAAGGAUCUGAUGGCCACACUUUGGCAUUUACAACAGAAGGGGAAGUCUUCAGCUGGGGUGACGGUGACUACGGAAAACUGGGACAUGGAAAUAGCUCAACUCAGAAAUAUCCCAAACUUAUUCAGGGUCCCCUGCAAGGAAAGGUGGUGGUGUGUGUGUCAGCGGGGUACAGGCACAGCGCUGCUGUCACAGAGGAUGGAGAGCUCUACACGUGGGGAGAGGGAGACUUCGGGAGAUUGGGUCACGGUGACAGCAACAGCCGCAACAUUCCCACUCUGGUGAAAGACAUCAGCAACGUGGGAGAGGUUUCCUGUGGCAGUUCACACACCAUAGCUCUGUCCAAAGAUGGCAGGACAGUGUGGUCAUUUGGAGGAGGAGACAACGGCAAACUUGGUCACGGUGACACAAACAGAGUGUAUAAACCUAAAGUUAUAGAAGCCUUGCAAGGAAUGUUCAUUCGGAAAGUCUGUGCUGGGAGCCAAUCCUCACUUGCCUUGACAUCGACGGGGCAGGUGUACGCCUGGGGCUGCGGGGCCUGCCUGGGCUGCGGCUCCUCGGAGGCGACUGCGCUCAGACCCAAACUGGUGGAGGAGCUGGCUGCCACCAGGAUAGUCGACAUCUCCAUCGGGGACAGUCACUGCUUGGCACUCUCUCAUGAUAAUGAAGUUUAUGCUUGGGGUAACAAUUCCAUGGGGCAGUGUGGGCAGGGAAACUCCACUGGUCCCAUCACUAAACCGAAGAAAGUGAGUGGUUUAGAUGGAGUUGCAAUUCAACAGAUCUCAGCAGGAACUUCCCAUAGCCUUGCCUGGACAGCUCUUCCAAGGGACAGGCAGGUGGUGGCGUGGCACAGACCCUACUGCGUGGACCUGGAGGAAAGCACCUUCUCUCAUCUCCGCUCCUUCCUCGAGCACUACUGUGACAAAAUCAACAGUGAAAUCCCCCCUCUUCCUUUUCCCUCCUCAAGGGAACACCACAAUUUUCUGAAAUUGUGUCUGAAGCUGCUCUCUAAUCACCUUGCACUUGCCCUGGCUGGGGGUGUUGCCACCAGCAUUCUGGGCCGCCAGGCCGGGCCUCUCCGAAACCUCCUGUUCAGGCUGAUGGACUCGUCUGUCCCUGAUGAAAUUCAGGAAGUUGUAAUCGAGACUCUGUCAGUAGGAGCAACUAUGCUGCUUCCUCCACUGCGAGAGAGGAUGGAAUUGCUCCAUUCCCUUCUCCCCCAAGGCCCUGAUAGAUGGGAGAGCUUAUCAAAAGGACAGAGAAUGCAGCUGGACAUCAUUCUGACGAGCUUGCAGGAUCACACCCACGUGGCCUCCCUGCUGGGCUACAGCUCCCCCUCGGACAGCAGCGAGAGCUCCUCGCUGGGCGUCAGCUACGGGAACCUCUCCGAGCAAACCUACGCCGUGCAGAGCAGCCACCCCGACACUCACCUGGCCGAGAUCCUCAUGAAGACUCUGCUCAGAAACUUGGGAUUUUAUACAGACCAAGCCUUUGGAGAACUGGAAAAAAACAGUGAUAAAUUUUUACUGGGUACAUCAUCAUCAGAAAACAGCCAACCUGCUCAUCUUCAUGAGCUUUUAUGUUCCCUGCAGAAACAGCUGCUGGCUUAUUGCCACAUCAACAGUGUCAGUGAGAAUUCCAGCAGCGUGGCUCUGCUCCACAAACACCUCCAGCUUUUGUUGCCUCAUGCCACAGAUAUCUAUUCCCGUUCUGCAACCCUGCUGAAGGAAAGCUCUUGGAAUGGUAGUGUUGGGGAAAAACUGAGAGAUGUGAUUUACGUGUCAGCUGCUGGCAGUAUGCUCUCCCAGAUUGUCAACUCCUUGCUGCUGCUGCCUGUGUCGGUGGCCCGGCCUUUGCUGAGUUACCUGCUGGACCUGCUGCCGCCUUUAGAUCGUCUCAACAGACUGCUGCCUGCUGCAGCCCUGCUGGAGGAUCAGGAACUGCAGUGGCCUCUUCAUGGUGGCCCUGAGCUGAUCGAUCCUGCGGGGGUGCCCCUGCCACAACCCGCCCAGUCCUGGGUGUGGCUCGUCGACCUGGAGAGGACGGUGGCCCUGCUCAUCGGGAGGUGCCUUGGGGGGAUGCUCCAGGGCCCUCCAGUGUCCCCUGAGGAGCAGGACACGGCCUACUGGCUCAAAACUCCCCUCUUCAGUGACGGGGUGGAAAUGGACAUUCCUCAUUUAGACAAAUGCAUGAGCUCCCUGUUAGAAGUGGCCCUGUCUGGAAACGAGGAGCAGAAACCCUUUGAUUAUAAACUGAGACCCGAAAUUACAGUUUAUGUUGACUUGGCCUUGGGUUGUACGAAAGAGCCAGCAAGGAGCCUGUGGAUCAGUAUGCAAGACUAUGCUGUCAGUAAAGAUUGGGACACUGCAACUUUAAGUAACGAAUCGCUCCUCGACACCGUGUCCAGAUUCGUUCUUGCAGCUCUUCUGAAGCACACGAGUUUACUUAACCAAGCUUGUGGGGAGAGCAGGUACCAGCCUGGCAAGGCCCUGGCAGAAGUUUACCGCUGCGUCUACAAGGUUCGCAGCCGUUUGCUGGCCUGCAAGAACAUGGAGCUCAUCCAGACCAGAUCAUCCUCAAGAGACAGAUGGAUGCUGGAUAACCAAGAAUCUGCUGAUGUCGAUGCUCAAGAACAUUCCUUCACUCGCACAAUCGACGAAGAAGCAGAGAUGGAGGAGCAGGCAGAACGUGACAGAGAGGAAGGACACCCAGAGCAAGAAGAUGAGGAGGAGGAAAGAGAACAUGAAGUUAUGACAGCUGGUAAAAUAUUUCAAUGUUUCCUAUCAGCCCGUGAAGUAGCUCGCAGUCGGGAUCGGGAUAGGAUGAGCACUGGGCCAGGGACUAGACUUGAUGAUCCACCCCCUCAGUCUCAGCAGGAAAGGAGGAUCAGCACAGACCUGACGGAAGGGCAGGAUGUUUACACCGCUGCCUGCAACUCGGUGAUCCACAGGUGUGCCCUGUUGAUCCUGGGGGUGAGCCCCGUGCUGGAGGAGCUGCAGAGGCGCCGGGAGGACGGGCACUCCCAACAGCCGCCCCCGGCCACCCCCGACGGCGUCGGCAUCAUGACCAGGAGUGAAAGCCUGACAGCAGAAAGUCGCUCCAUCCAUGCCAGCUCGAGCUACAGACUGAUUAAAUCGAGGAGUGAGUCCGAUUUGUCUCAGCCUGAAUCAGAUGAGGAAGGUUAUUCACUGAGUGGAAGACGAAAUGUUGAUUUGGAUUUGGCAGCAUCGCACAGAAAGAGGGGGACAAUUCACGGGCAGGUGGAAUCCCUGAGCGAGUCGUGGGUGCGGCUCAAGCACGGCAGGGACUGGCUGUGCACGCCCUCCUGCUCCUUCCUGGAGCCCGACUUGGACCUCUCCCGAUCCCUGGGGGUCCACACGUUGAUUGAAAACGUCGUCAGCUUCGUCAGUGGAGAUGUGGGCAACUCGCCGGGGUUUAAGGAGCCCGAGGAGAGCAUGUCCACCAGCCCCCAGGCAUCAGUCAUUGCAAUGGAGCAGCAGCAGCUGAGGGCUGAGCUUCGUCUGGAAGCCCUUCACCAGAUUUUGGUGCUCCUGUCAGGGAUGGAGGAGAAGGGCAGUGUGCCGCUGAUGGGAAGCCGUCAGGUGGCAGGAUUUCAAUCCUCUUCGUUGCUCACCUCUGUCAGACUGCAGUUCCUCGCUGGCUGCUUUGGUUUGGGCACCGUGGGCCACGCAGGUGCCAAGGGAGAGAGUGUCAGGCUGCAUCACUACCAGGAUGGUAUCAGAGCAGCCAAGAGAAGUAUUCAGAUUGAAAUCCAGGUGGCUGUGCACAAAAUCUACCAGCAGUUAUCUGCCACUUUAGAAAGAGCCCUGCAAGCUAAUAAGCAUCACAUAGAAGCACAGCAGCGCCUGCUCCUGGUGACAGUGUUUGCUCUCAGCGUGCACUACCAGCCCGUGGACGUGUCCCUGGCCAUUUCCACGGGGCUGCUGAACGUGCUGUCCCAGCUGUGUGGCACUGACACCAUGCUGGGCCAGCCCCUGCAGCUGCUGCCCAAAACUGGCGUUUCCCAGCUCAGCACAGCUCUGAAAGUGGCCAGCACAAGGCUCCUGCAGAUCCUCGCCAUCACCACGGGAACCUAUGCUGAUAAACUGAGCCCAAAGGUGGUGCAGUCUUUGCUGGAUUUGUUGUGCAGCCAGCUGAAGAACUUGUUGUCACAAGCUGGGGUGAUGCUUAUGGCUUCCUUUGGAGAAGGGGAAGGGGAGGAAGAGGAGGUGGAAUCCAAAAAGGCGGAUUCAAGUGGGGAUAACGAGAAGAGAGACUUCAGAGCUGCCCUGCGCAAGCAGCACGCGGCAGAGCUGCACCUGGGCGACUUCCUGGUUUUCCUGCGCAGAGUUGUGUCUUCCAAAGCCAUUCAGUCCAAGAUGGCAUCUCCCAAGUGGACAGAAGUGCUCCUGAACAUCGCUUCUCAGAAGUGCUGCUCAGGAGUUCCCUUGGUUGGCAACCUGAGGACCAGGCUGCUGGCGCUGCACGUGCUGGAGGCGGUGCUGCCUGCCUGUGAAUCUGGCGUGGAAGAUGAUCAGAUGGCUCAGGUUGUUGAGAGAUUGUUCUCACUUCUGUCUGACUGCAUGUGGGAGACUCCAAUAGCUCAGGCCAAACACGCCAUCCAAAUCAAGGAGAAAGAGCAAGAAAUGAAGCUGCAGAAGCAAGGAGAGUCUGAAGAUGAGGAUGAGAAUCUUCCCAUCCAGGAGGUGUCCUUUGAUCCUGAGAAGGCUCAGUGCUGCAUAGUGGAGAACGGGCAGAUUCUGACUCAUGGAAGUGGAGGCAAAGGAUACGGUUUAGCAUCCACUGGAGUCACUUCUGGGUGUUACCAGUGGAAGUUCUACAUCGUGAAGGAGAAUCGAGGCAAUGAGGGCACCUGCGUGGGGGUUUCCCGCUGGCCCGUCCACGACUUUAACCAUCGCACCACCUCGGACAUGUGGCUCUACAGGGCCUACAGUGGCAACCUCUACCACAAUGGAGAGCAGACUUUGACCCUGUCCAGCUUCACCCAAGGAGAUUUCAUCACCUGUGUGCUGGAUAUGGAAGCGAGAACCAUUUCCUUCGGGAAAAAUGGAGAGGAGCCCAAACUGGCUUUUGAAGAUGUGGAUGCAGCUGAAUUAUACCCCUGUGUUAUGUUCUACAGCAGUAAUCCAGGAGAGAAGGUGAAAAUCUGUGACAUGCAGAUGCGAGGGACACCCAGAGACCUCCUGCCUGGAGACCCCAUCUGCAGUCCCGUGGCCGCCGUGCUGGCAGAGGCCACCAUCCAGCUGAUCCGGAUCCUGCACCGCACCGACCGCUGGACACACUGCAUCAACAAAAAGAUGGUGGAGAGGCUGAACAAAAUCAAAACCUGCCUCAAAGAAGCGGGGCAAAAGCUCAAGAAGAGCCGCUCGGUUCAAAGCCGGGAGGAGAGCGAGGCGAGAGAGGAGAAGGAGAGCAAGGAGGAGGAGAAGGCCAAGCACGGGCGGCACGGGCUGGCCGAGCUGUCGGAGCUGCAGCUGAAGAUGCUGUGUGCCGAGGUGUGGCCCGUGCUGGCCGUCAUCGGAGGGGUGGAUGCCGGGCUCAGGGUCGGAGGGCGCUGUGUGCACAAGCAGACGGGCCGGCACGCCACCCUGCUGGGCGUGGUCAAGGAGGGCAGCACCUCUGCCAAGGUGCAGUGGGACGAGGCUGAGAUCACCAUCAGCUUCCCAACUUUUUGGUCGCCUAGUGACACCCCCCUGUAUAACCUGGAGCCCUGUGAGCCACUGCCUUUUGACGUUGCGAGAUUUCGUGGGCUGACAGCCACCGUGUUGCUGGACCUUACCUAUCUGACUGGCAUUCACGAAGACGUGGGAAAGCAGAGCACCAAGAGGCACGAGAAAAAACACAGGCACGAAUCCGAAGAGAAAGGGGAAACGGAUCAGAAAGCGGAGGGCGACGCCGCAUGGGACGCGCGGUCGGGAGCGAGCGCCGACGACAGCAAAGGACACGGUGCCACGAGCUCCAAGCUGGAAAAUGAAAUCGUUUCCUUCUCUUUAGAACCUUCGACGCUAGGUAUGGAAUCCCAACACCAACCUGGGGAAGGCAGGAAAAAGAACCACGAGCACAGCCCGAGGAGUCACGACAUAGUGCAGUCGGAGAUCAGGGCUGUGCAGCUGUCCUACCUUUACCUGGGGGCCAUGAAGUCCCUGAGCGUCCUGCUGAGCUGCAGCAAAUACGCCGAGCUGCUGCUGAUCCCCAAGGUGCUGGCGGAAAACGGGCACAACUCGGACUGCGCCGGUUCCCCGGUGGUGCACGAGGACGUGGAGAUGAGGGCGGCCCUGCAGUUCCUCAUGAGGCACAUGGUGAAACGGGCGGUCAUGAGGUCACCCAUCAAGAGAGCCCUGGGGCUGGCAGACCUGGAGCGGGCACAAGCCAUGAUCUACAAGUUAGUGGUUCACGGGCUGCUGGAGGACCAGUUUGGUGGCAGACUUAAACCAGAAGUGGAGCAACAAGUAGAAGAAGGUGAUCAGUCUCAGCAAGCCCAGACUCCGGUGACAACCAGCCCUUCUGCUUCCAGCACAACUUCUUUCAUGAGCAGCUCUCUGGAGGAUACAACCACUGCUACUACUCCAGUCACUGACACAGAAACAGUUCCAGCUUCAGAAUCACCUGGGGUUAUGCCUCUCAGCCUUCUUAGGCAAAUGUUCUCCAGCUACCCAACCACAACUGUGCUUCCAGCACGGCGUGCUCAGACCCCUCCAAUAUCUUCUUUACCAACAUCUCCUUCAGAUGAGGUUGGAAGGAGACAAAGCCUGACUUCCCCUGACUCCCAGUCUGCCAGACCUGCCAAUCGUACAGCUCUGUCUGAUCCAAGCAGCCGACUUUCCACAUCCCCCCCUCCUCCUGCCAUCGCUGUGCCAUUGCUGGAGAUGGGCUUCUCCCUCAGGCAGAUUGCCAAAGCUAUGGAAGCCACAGGUGCCAGAGGAGAAGCAGAUGCCCAGAACAUCACAGUGCUGGCCAUGUGGAUGAUAGAGCACCCUGGCAAUGAAGAUGAUGAGGAGCCCCAGUCGGAGGGGACUGCAGAGUCACGGCACGGGACAAUCGUCUCCGGCAGCGGGGGGAAAUCUGGAGAUCAUUGCUAUUUACAGUCUCCAGGGGAUAUCCCUUCUGCUGAUGCCACUGAAAUGGAGGAAGGCUUUAGUGAGAGCCCUGAUAAUAUGGAUCACGUGGACAAUGCAGCUGCUGCCAGUGGCCCUCCCUCCAGGAGUCGCUCGGCUGUGACACGGAGGCACAAAUUCGACCUGGCUGCCCGGACCCUGCUGGCACGGGCUGCGGGGUUGUACCGCUCUGUGCAGGCCCACAGGAACCAGAGCCGGCGGGAAGGGGUCUCCUUGCAGCAGGAUCCGGGGGCUCUGUACGACUUCAACCUGGACGAGGAGCUGGAGAUCGACCUGGAUGACGAAGCCAUGGAAGCCAUGUUUGGGCAAGACCUGGCUAGUGAUAAUGAUAUUCUGGGAAUGUGGAUCCCAGAGGUAUUGGACUGGCCUACCUGGCACGUCUGCGAGUCUGAGGACAGAGAAGAGGUGGUGGUCUGUGAGCUGUGCGAGUCCAGCGUGGUGAGCUUCAACCAGCACAUGAAGAGGAACCACCCGGGCUGCGGGCGCAGCGCCAACCGGCAGGGCUAUCGCAGCAACGGCUCCUACGUGGACGGCUGGUUCGGGGGCGAGUGUGGCAGUGGCAACCCCUACUACUUGUUGUGUGGCAUCUGCAGAGAGAAGUACCUGGCCCUGAAGAGCAAAUCCAAAACGUCCACUUCCGAAAGGUACAAAGGCCAGGCUCCUGAUUUGAUAGGUAAACAAGACAGUGUUUAUGAAGAAGACUGGGAUAUGUUAGAUGUAGAUGAAGAUGAAAAGCUGACAGGGGAAGAAGAGUUUGAAUUGCUGGCUGGACCUCUUGGGUUGAACGAUCGACGAAUUGUCCCCGAGCCCGUCCAGUUCCCCGACAGUGACCCCCUGGGGGCUUCUGUUGCAAUGGUCACAGCCACCAACAGCAUGGAAGAAACGCUGAUGCAAAUAGGCUGUCACGGCUCAAUAGAGAAGAGUUCCUCUGGCAGGAUAACCCUGGGAGAACAGGCAGCUGCCCUGGCCAAUCCUCACGACCGGGUGAUGGCUCUGAGGAGAGUGACAGCUGCUGCCCAAGUCCUCCUGGCAAGAACCAUGGUUAUGAGAGCACUCUCACUGUUGUCUGUCAGUGGUUCCAGUUGCAGCCUGGCAGCUGGCCUGGAGUCCCUGGGGCUGACGGACAUCCGGACGUUGGUGCGGUUGAUGUGCCUGGCGGCGGCGGGGAGGGCAGGGCUGUCCACCAGCCCGUCCACGGUGUCCAGCUCAGCAGAGAGAGCCAGGGGCAUCCACAGCAAAACCAGCAAGCCCAUCUCUUGCCUUGCCUACCUGAGCACUGCAGUUGGGUGCCUGGCAUCGAACACUCCCAGUGCUGCAAAGCUGCUGGUGCAGUUGUGCACACAGAAUUUGAUUUCUGCAGCAACUGGCGUGAACUUGACAACAGUUGAUGAUCCAAUUCAGCGGAAAUUUUUGCCAAGUUUUUUAAGGGGGAUUGCAGAAGAAAACAAACUUGUCACAUCUCCAAAUUUUGUGGUUACUCAAGCACUUGUAGCAUUGUUGGCAGACAAAGGGGCCAAACUGAGGCCAAACUAUGAUAAAGCUGAAAUUGAAAAGAAAGCAGGUUUAAUUGCCCAUUUGUAUGCCCAUCCUUCCUAUGAUCCCUCUGCUGUAGGCCCUCUGGAGCUGGCGAACGCGCUGGCCGCGUGCUGCCUGUCCUCGCGCCUCUCCUCGCAGCACCGCCAGUGGGCCGCCCAGCAGCUCGUGCGCACGCUCGCCGCCCACGACAGGGACAACCAGAGCGUCCCCCAGACCCUGGCUGACAUGGGGGGGGACCUCAGGAAGUGCUCCUUCAUCAAGCUGGAGGCUCACCAGAACAGGGUCAUGACGUGUGUUUGGUGCAAUAAAAAGGGACUUUUGGCCACCAGUGGGAACGAUGGCACCAUCAGGGUGUGGAAUGUGACCAAGAAGCAGUACUCACUGCAGCAAACCUGCGUGCUCAACAAGCUAGAAGGUGAUUCUGAGGAAAGCCUGGGGUCACCCAGUGACCUGAGUUUAUCUCUUGUCUGUUGGAGCAUCAGUGGCAAAUACCUGGCUGGAGCUACAGAAAAGAUGGUGAACAUAUGGCAAGUCAAUGGAGGAAAAGGGUUGUUAGAUCUUCAGCCUCACUGGGUGUCUGCUCUGGCCUGGCCAGAAGAAGGCCCAUCUGCAGCCUGGACGGGGGAUACUCCAGAAUUCCUGUUAAUUGGCCGCAUGGAUGGAUCUCUCGCCCUCAUUGAAGUUGUGGACAUCUCAGCCAUGCACAGGCUAGAACUGGAACACUGCUACAGAAAGGAUGUGUCUGUCACGUGCCUUGCCUGGUUCAGCGAGGACAGACCAUUUGCCGUGGGCUAUUCCGAUGGAAAAUUGCUGAUAGGAACAAAGGAGCCAGGGGAGAAAGGAGGAGUCGUUCUCAUCGAUGCCCAUAAGGACAUGGUUGUGAGCAUGAAGUGGGAUCCAACGGGGAAGAUUCUCCUGACAUGUGCCAAAGAAGAGACAGUGAAGCUCUGGGGGUUGCUGGGGGGCUGCUGGAGGCACCUGCACUCGCUGUCCCACCCCGCCCUGGUGAAUGGCAUCGCCUGGUGUGCCCUGCCAGGGAAGGGGCCCAAGCCCCAGCUCCUGCUGGCCACGGGGUGCCACAAUGGCCUGGUGUGUGUCUGGACUGUUCCCCAGGAUGUUGUGAUCACUCUGCAGUCCAGCUCAGCUUGCUCAGAAGGGUGGUGGGAGCAAGAAACAAGUGCCAAGGAUGGAUUCAGGAAGGCAGUGGAAGUCAAGUGUGUGUUCCAGCUGAGGGGACACAUCACUCCCGUCAGGACUGUUGCGUUCAGCCCUGAUGGACUGGCCUUGGUGUCUGGGGGCCUGGGGGGCCUCAUGAACAUUUGGUCUUUACGGGAUGGCUCCGUGUUGCAGAGUGUCGUGAUAGGCUCUGGAGCGAUCCAGACUGCAGUGUGGAUCCCUGAGGUUGGAGUAGCUGCCUGUUCCAACAGAUCAAAGGAUGUGCUGGUGGUGAACUGCACCUCCGAGUGGAUCUCUGCCAACCACGUCCUGGCCACGUGCAGGACUGCUCUGAAGCAGCAGGGAGUGCUGGGGCUGAACAUGGCUCCCUGCAUGAGAGCCUUCCUGGAGCGGCUGCCCAUCAUGCUGCAGGAGCAGUAUGCCUACGAGAAGCCCCACGUGGUGUGUGGAGACCAGCUGGUUCACAGCCCCUACAUGCAGUGCUUGGCCUCGCUGGCCGUGGGCCUUCACCUGGACCAGCUGCUGUGCAACCCACCCGUGCCUCCCCACCUGCACAGCUGCCUGCCCGACCCCUCUGCCUGGAACCCCUCCGAGUGGGCCUGGCUCGAGUGCUUCUCCACCACCAUCAAAGCUGCAGAAGCCCUGGCCAAGGGAGCCCAGUUCCCAGAAUCCUUCAGUGUGCCAGACCUGGAGCCUGUUCCCGAGGAUGAGCUCACCCUCCUGAUGGAUAACAGCAAAUGGAUCAACGGCAUGGAUGAGCAGAUCAUGUCCUGGGCAACAUCAAGGCCAGAGGACUGGCACCUGGGAGGGAAGUGUGACGUGUACCUGUGGGGAGCGGGCAGGCACGGGCAGCUGGCAGAGGCUGGCAGGAACGUCAUGAUACCCGUGGCAGCACCUUCAUUCUCUCAGGCUCAGCAGGUGGUUUGUGGCCAGAACUGCACCUUUGUCAUUCAAGCCAACGGCACCGUUUUGGCUUGUGGGGAAGGGAGUUACGGGCGACUGGGGCAAGGAAAUUCUGAUGAUCUUCAUGUGCUCACAGUCAUUUCAGCACUGCAAGGCUUUGUGGUGACACAGCUGGUGACCUCCUGUGGCUCCGAUGGGCAUUCCAUGGCUCUGACGGAGAGCGGGGAAGUUUUCAGCUGGGGAGAUGGAGAUUACGGCAAGCUGGGCCACGGCAACAGCGACCGGCAGCGCAGGCCCCGGCAGAUCGAGGCCCUGCAAGGAGAAGAAGUGGUGCAGAUGUCAUGUGGCUUCAAACACUCAGCUGUGGUGACAGCAGAUGGCAAACUCUUUACAUUUGGAAACGGUGAUUACGGUCGAUUAGGACUUGGAAACACUUCCAAUAAGAAACUUCCCGAACGAGUGACGGCGCUGGAAGGUUACCAGAUUGGACAGGUGGCCUGUGGCCUCAAUCACACUGUAGCUGUGUCAACAGAUGGCUCAAUGGUCUGGGCUUUUGGAGAUGGAGACUAUGGGAAGCUUGGUCUGGGAAAUUCCACUGCCAAGUCCUCACCACAGAAAGUGGAUAUUCUCUGUGGAAUUGGAAUAAAGAAAGUGGCCUGUGGAACCCAGUUCUCUGUUGCACUGACAAAAGAUGGUCAUGUAUAUACUUUUGGACAAGAUCGCCUCAUCGGACUGCCCGAGGGCCGCGCCCGCAACCACAACCGGCCGCAGCAGGUGCCGGUGCUGUCGGGGAUCUUCAUCGAGGACAUCGCCGUGGGAGCAGAGCACACCCUGGCCCUGUCCUCCACGGGGGAUGUCUAUGCCUGGGGCAGCAAUUCCGAGGGGCAGCUGGGCCUGGGCCACACCAACCACGUGCGGGAGCCCACGCUGGUGACGGUGCUGCAGGGCAAGAACGUGCGGCAGAUCUCGGCCGGGCGCUGCCACAGCGCGGCCUGGACGGCGCCGCCCGUGCCCCCACGAGCUCCGGGUGUUUCAGUGCCUUUGCAGCUUGGUUUGCCUGAUGCCAUCCCACCACAGUACGGGGCACUGAAGGAAGUCAGCAUUCACACAGUGAGGGCGAGGCUCAGACUGCUGUACCACUUUUCUGACCUCAUGUACUCGUCGUGGAGAUUACUCAACCUCAGUCCCAAUAACCAGAACAGUACAUCUCACUACAACGCUGGCACGUGGGGGAUAGUGCAGGGCCAGCUGCGGCCCCUGCUGGCACCGCGGGUCUACACCCUGCCCAUGGUGCGCUCCAUAGGCAAGACCAUGGUGCAGGGCAAGAACUACGGGCCCCAGAUCACUGUGAAGAGGAUCUCCACCAGAGGUCGGAAGUGCAAGCCCAUCUUCGUGCAGAUAGCCAGGCAGGUGGUGAAGCUGAACGCCUCGGACCUGCGCCUGCCCUCCCGCGCCUGGAAGGUGAAACUGGUGGGAGAAGGAGCUGACGACGCAGGUGGAGUGUUCGAUGACACUAUUACAGAAAUGUGUCAGGAACUGGAAACUGGAAUCGUGGACUUGCUCAUUCCUUCCCCAAAUGCUACAGCUGAAGUUGGCUACAACAGGGACAGGUUUCUCUUUAACCCUUCAGCGUGUUUGGAUGAGCACCUGAUGCAGUUCAAGUUCUUGGGCAUUCUCAUGGGGGUGGCAAUUCGUACCAAAAAGCCAUUAGAUCUUCAUUUGGCUCCAAUGGUCUGGAAGCAACUCUGUUGUAUCCCACUCAUCUUGGAGGAUUUGGAGGAGGUAGAUCUGCUCUAUGUGCAGACCCUCAACAGCAUUCUUCACAUUGAAGACAGUGGGAUUACUGAAGAAAAUUUCCAUGAGAUGAUUCCUUUAGAUUCUUUUGUUGGCCAAAGUGCUGAUGGUAAAAUGGUUCCCAUAAUCCCUGGAGGGAACAGCAUCCCACUUACCUUUUCAAACAGGAAAGAGUACGUGGAGAGGGCGAUUGAGUACAGACUCCAUGAGAUGGACCGGCAGGUGGCUGCUGUCAGGGAGGGAAUGUCCUGGAUUGUUCCCGUUCCUUUGCUGUCCCUUCUGACUGCCAAGCAGUUGGAGCAGAUGGUCUGUGGGAUGCCGGAAAUCUCCGUUGAAGUUCUGAAGAAAGUGGUGCGAUACAGGGAGGUGGAUGAGCAGCAUCAGCUGGUGCAGUGGUUCUGGCACACCCUGGAGGAGUUUUCCAAUGAGGAGAGAGUCCUUUUCAUGAGGUUUGUGUCGGGAAGAUCUCGACUGCCAGCCAACACAGCUGAUAUCUCUCAGCGAUUCCAAAUAAUGAAGGUUGAUAGGCCUUACGACAGCUUGCCUACCUCACAGACUUGUUUCUUUCAACUGCGGCUGCCGCCGUACUCCAGCCAGCUGGUGAUGGCCGAGCGCCUGCGCUAUGCAAUCAACAACUGCCGCUCCAUCGACAUGGACAAUUACAUGCUCUCCCGCAACGUGGACAAUGCCGAGGGCUCCGACACGGAUUACUGACACUCUGUGAACAAAACCACCUUCCUUUUCCUACAGAUAGCGCCCCGAGUCCGAGUCAUCGUCGACAUAAUUUUACAGUAACCAUAGAUGUUUUAGGAGCAUAAAAAAAACCCCAGAUGUUAAUAGGUGGUGGCCACAUUUUA